UUGAUAUUGUCUAAAUGAAAGGAAGUGUGAAUCACUAACCUCCCUCAAUUAUGGCACUAUAUGCUAAGAAAUUCAUGAUAAUCUUAAAAAAUAAAAACAAAAAAAAACCUGACAUGUCUUUUUCUGCUGUGGGUUCGUUCAUUCAUGCACCCUAUAAAACUAUAAGAACCACAUGAACAUGCUAUGAUAAACAAGCUCUUAAGACUCUUCACCACUGAAAGUUUGUGUGGUUUACUAAUUUUAAGCUGUACUUCCAAAGUUACAGUAAUUUGUUUUUUCUUCAGCUUUUCGGGCCACCGUUCAAUAAUUCAUUUGCCCAUUCAUAUGUUUGCUGUCUUUACUGCAACUGAAUCCAGGACAAAGUUGCUUUCCUGCUGUAUUAUUUAACUCUCUUUGAUUCUCUCUCUCUUGCUCCCACAUUCUCUAUUGGUUCAUAUAUUCUCUCAUUUCUCAUAACCCAGUAGCAGUAUCUUUUGAGUUUCAGCAGUGUUCUUUGAAGCUUAAGCUCUGCAAGUGUGAUAUCAUGGUUUUGGUUGGAGAUUAUGACAAACAUGGUGACGAUAGUGAAGCUGUAGUAGACUAUAAUGGAAAUCCAGCAGACAAGACUCGUACUGGAGGGUGGCUUGCUGCUGGCCUCAUUUUAGGGACUGAAUUUGCUGAGAGAGUAUGUGUUAUGGGGAUUUCGAUGAAUUUGGUCACGUACUUGGUUGGAUCUCUGCAUCUUACAUCAUCAAAAUCUGCUACUAUAGUGACCAACUUCAUGGGAACUCUCAAUCUUCUAGGCUUGUUUGGAGGAUUUGUCGCUGAUGCUAAGCUAGGACGGUACUUGACUGUUGCUAUCUUUGCAUCCAUAGCAGCUGUGGGAGUGUCACUCUUAACAUUGGCAACCUCACUUCCAAGCAUGAGACCCCCUCCAUGCAGCAACAUAGGGGCACCAGAUAGCGACUGCAUUCAAGCCAAUGGCAAGCAAUUAGCCAUGCUCUAUGCCGCUCUUUACAUCCUCGCCCUAGGUGGAGGGGGCAUAAAGUCCAAUGUCUCAGGCUUUGGUACUGACCAAUUUGAUCCAUCAGACCCAAAAGAAGAAAAGGCCAUGAUAUUCUUCUUCAACAGGUUCUACUUCUGCAUCAGCAUAGGCUCGCUGUUUGCUGUUACUGUCCUUGUUUAUGUUCAAGAUGAUGUAGGAAGAGGGUGGGGUUAUGGCAUUUCAGCUGCAACCAUGAUGGUUGGGGUCCUUGUUUUACUGGCUGGAACACGGUUGUAUCGGUACAAGUCUCCUCAGGGAAGUCCCCUGACAGUUGUUUGGAGGGUGCUUUUCCUGGCCUUUAAGAAGAGGAAGCUUCCUCAUCCUUCUCAUCCCAGCUUUCUGAAUGGGUUUCAGACUGCCAAGAUCCCUUACAGUCCUUUGUUCAGAUGUCUUGACAAAGCGGCCAUCAUAGACGAUUUUGCUGCAAAGGACGAAAACAGGUACAAUCCAUGGAUAGUCUCAACAAUGACAGAAGUUGAAGAGGUGAAAUUGGUGCUUAAAUUGUUCCCCAUUUGGUCUACCUGUAUCCUCUUCUGGACAGUCUAUUCUCAGAUGACUACAUUCACCAUUGAACAAGCAACUUUCAUGGACCGAAAAGUAGGAUCCUUUGACGUUCCUGCUGGCUCGUUCUCUGUAUUCCUCUUCAUUUCAAUCCUCCUCUUUACCUCCUUGAACGAAAGGGUAUUCGUCCCCAUUGCCAGGAGACUCACACACAAUUCUCAAGGCCUCACGAGCCUUCAAAGGGUCGGGAUUGGUCUUGUGUCUGCUAUGUUAGCGAUGAUUGCUGCUGCCAUUGUUGAGAUACACAGGAAACAGAGAGCACAUCAUGGAAUUAAAAUCAGCGCGUUCUGGCUUGUCCCUCAGUACUUAUUUGUUGGUGCAGGGGAGGGAUUCGCUUAUGUUGGCCAGCUCGAGUUCUUCAUUAGGGAGGCCCCUGAAAAGAUGAAAUCUAUGAGCACUGGGUUCUUCCUGAGUACUCUUGCAAUGGGAUUUUUUGUGAGCAGCUUGCUAGUUUCGAUAGUAGAUGAAACAUCACAUGAUAAAUGGUUGAAGAGUAACUUGAAUAAGGGGAGGUUGAAUGAUUUCUAUUGGCUGCUCGCCGGGUUGGUGGCAAUAGACUUCGUUAUUUUUCUAAUUUUCGCCAUGAAACAUCAGUACAAAGUAAAGCAACACUUAGAAGUGUUAAAAAGUGAUGAGAAGGAACUCGAGAGUUGGGAGAAAGGUAAUGGAGUUGCUUAGUGUAAGGAUGCAUGAAAGAAAAUGUUCAUGUACAAUUGAUUAGGGGAGUGUUUCAUCCGAACUAUGUAAAUCAUGUAGAGCUCGGAGCUCGAUCCAAUAGUUUCAAUAACCUCAAGGUACAAACCUUAAGAGGUUAAUUAUUGUUAGGAAUUGUAGUGUGCUUUAGUUAGAGUAGUUUAUGUCUUGCACUAAGAUUGUCGUUGAUUCUCUACAAUGUGUAAAUUGCAAAUUCUCCAUCUCUAUAAAGAGUUGAAUAUGUAGCAAUGGUUUUUCUUUGA
Molecule: messenger RNA, 2541 nt
Organism: Chenopodium quinoa (quinoa)
Lineage: Eukaryota; Viridiplantae; Streptophyta; Magnoliopsida; Caryophyllales; Amaranthaceae
Product: protein NRT1/ PTR FAMILY 6.4-like
Exons: 6
Coding region: 524-2263 (579 amino acids)
Biological process (GO): transmembrane transport; response to nitrate
Cellular component (GO): membrane
Molecular function (GO): nitrate transmembrane transporter activity
Source: RefSeq, a predicted model, not a curated record